Messenger RNA from Dipodomys ordii (Ord's kangaroo rat), 1545 nucleotides. It is a transcript of the gene Spmap2l, whose product is annotated as theg spermatid protein-like. Lineage: Eukaryota; Metazoa; Chordata; Mammalia; Rodentia; Heteromyidae. The coding region runs from base 1 to 1545 and encodes 514 amino acids. The transcript has 9 exons. The record is from RefSeq and is a predicted model, not a curated record.
AUGGAGGACCUGGAAUUUUUGGGUUCUUGCGCAGAGUCUGAGAUAACAGAACAGGAAACGACAGAUCUAUCCGCUUACUCGGACAUCUGUCAGAAUCCCCUAGUGCUCAGGCUCCUGAACGCACACCCAGAGGAGACUGAUGAGGCAGACGAAUACGAGGAGACGGAGGAGGACCAGGAAGCAGAGGAGGAGGACGACGACGACGAUUUGGAGGUGGUUAAGAGGGCCGACCAGCAAGACCUGGGAGACAAAUGCGCCAACUUUGACGAGUCAACCAAAUCCAGUGACUCCUUCAAGCUCCACAGAGUCUUUGAACCCUCCUCGCACUUCGAAGCCCCUGCACACUUCAAGGCCUACAAGCCCUCCACGCACAUGGAGGCCCUUAAACCUUCCAUACACUUCGAGCCACAUAGAACCUCCUCACCCCCUAAGACGUUCGAGCCUAGUACACCCCACAAGCUCCAGGGGACAAAUGUGGUCCACACGACCCGCAAGGCUCAGGAGCCUACCCUGUCCCUGGAGCCCCUCAAGCUCCAGAAGGCUGAAAAGGUGGACUUGCUUCCUACGGCUACAGUGAUACUGUCCCCUUCCCUCAUCACUAGAUGUCCUCCACGGCUUCCUGAGGCUUCUUUUCUUUCAGCACGACCUACUUCCUGUGACUUUGUAAAGAAAUGUUCUUUUUCUAGAAAAAGAAUCCAAGCUCUUUCUAGGCCUAAAAGACAAUGGGGAAUUCCAGAUCGAUGUGUGCUUUGGGGAAAUCAAGAUCCCAUCCGUCCUAUUUCUAAGCAUGCUUUGAAGGCUCAGCUAACAGAGAGACUUGAGAAUCUUGCUCAGCCCAGGAAAGCUUCCCUCCGUUAUGUACCCAACAGGGCUCAGUAUUGCUACGGCUGUGGGAGAGAGUCCGUAAUUUGGAAAGUUCCCCAUGCUGCAUUGUUUACCAAACCCUCCAAAAGGAUCCAGAAACUGGCACAGCCCAAUAAAUUAAAAAAACAGUAUCCGCUAUAUAGGCCCAGCAGUGAUUACUUUCCAAGAGAGUGUGUUCGCUUCACCGAUCCUUCUGCCCGGAUUCUGCAACUCUCCAUGGCAAAAGCUAUAGAUCCAAACUACAUUCCUCCCAAAGGUCUUGAGAACAAAAUUCCAGCAUCUGCCUUGAGUGCUAUUGCAACUCCAAGGAUUAUAGACCUUGCCCACCCAAGGAUCAAGUUAGAGGGGCUCUGCUACGAGAGAGAGAGAAGUGAGAAGCCCAUCCGUCCUAUACCCUCUGCCGCCAUGUUAGCUGUACCUAGUCCUCGAAUAACCGAUCUAGCUAAGUCGAAGCCCGUUCAUCCAGACUAUCUCCCUGCCCGGGACGCCAAAUGGCCAGUGUCUUAUGCUGCUACCCAUUCAAAAGUAUCUCCUAGAAUUCUGGAGCUUGCGAAUCCAAAUACAAGGACUCCUGUGAAUGUGACAUAUUACGACCCCGAUGCCUUUAAAGUCAAGCCAGCUGCUCUGACCGCACAUUGUUCUGCCAGAGUCCAACAGUUGGCAGAACCUGUUGUACACUAA